This is a messenger RNA of Aspergillus eucalypticola CBS 122712, 1100 nucleotides long. Its product is annotated as phosphoribosylaminoimidazolesuccinocarboxamide synthase. NCBI's taxonomy places the organism in Eukaryota, Fungi, Ascomycota, Eurotiomycetes, Eurotiales, Aspergillaceae. Gene Ontology annotation, molecular function: phosphoribosylaminoimidazolesuccinocarboxamide synthase activity. Gene Ontology annotation, cellular component: cytoplasm. The coding region runs from base 104 to 1006 and encodes 300 amino acids. The transcript is spliced from 3 exons. Gene Ontology annotation, biological process: 'de novo' IMP biosynthetic process. The record is from RefSeq and is a predicted model, not a curated record.
CCAACCUCCAAACUACUAACUUUCUCUAGCCUUCAUUUCUUUCAAACCUCUUCUGUAUCCACGCCCCUCUCAUACACCCAUUGUCUCCAAUCCACCCCAAACAAUGGCCACCGCAUACACCCAAACCGACCUCCAGGGCGCCCUGCCCCUCAUCGCGCGCGGCAAAGUGCGCGACCUGUACGAGAUCGACGACAAAACCCUCCUCUUCAUCGCGACCGACCGCAUCUCCGCCUACGAUGUGAUUAUGGGAAAUGGCAUCCCCAACAAAGGCAUCCUCCUCACCCUCUGCACCCGCAAAUGGUUCGAAGUGCUCACCACCGCCCUCCCCACCCUCCGCACGCACUUCCUGACCCUCGACCUGCCCCCACAAAUCCCCGAGUCGCUGCGCCCGGUCCUCCAGAACCGCAGCAUGCAGGUCCGCAAGCUCCGUAUCCUGCCCAUUGAGGCCAUCGUGCGCGGUUACAUCACCGGCUCCGCGUGGAAGGAGUACCAGACUCACGGCACGGUGCAUGGUCUCCCCGUCAAGGCCGGGUUGAAGGAGAGUGAGGCGUUCCCCGAUGGACCGAUUUAUACCCCGAGUACGAAGGCCGAGUUGGGUGAACAUGAUGAGAACAUUCAUCCAGAUAAGGCCGUUGAGAUUAUCGGAGAGAAAUACGCCGCUAUUGUCGCUUCUCUGUCUGUUCAGCUGUACAAGAUCGCCCACGAGUAUGCGCUUUCCCGCGGUGUCAUCAUCGCUGACACCAAGUUCGAGUUCGGUGUUGAUGAGGAGACUGGUGAGGUGGUGCUUGCUGAUGAGGUGUUGACGCCGGAUUCGUCGCGGUUCUGGCCUAAGGAUACCUAUGAGAUUGGCCGGGGACAGGCCAGUUUCGAUAAGCAGUUCCUCCGCGAUUGGUUGGUCAAGGAGGGGCUGAAGGGUAAGGAGGGUGUCCGGAUGAGCGAUGAGAUCGCGGAGAAGACUAGUGAGAAGUACAAGGAGGCAUGGGAGAAGAUUACCGGUGGUAACUAAAAUAAUUAUCAGUCCUGAUAUGGACUUUGUAUGAAUUUUUAAACAAAAUGUCAUGAAAAGGGAAAAGGUAGAUUAGUUAGGCACUAGAAAGGUC